Molecule: messenger RNA, 1739 nt
Organism: Momordica charantia (bitter melon)
Lineage: Eukaryota; Viridiplantae; Streptophyta; Magnoliopsida; Cucurbitales; Cucurbitaceae
Product: putative acetyltransferase At3g50280
Source: RefSeq, a predicted model, not a curated record
UUCCACGAGAAAACCAAUUUCAAAUGGGGAGUCACUGAAAAGUUAUAUCUACAUCCCUUCUAUUUAAACUAAGCAUUUGAGCACGAAUCAUCGGAAAAUAUCCAAAAACUCUCCCCUAAAAUUCCAACGUUAUGGAUUCCAAUCCCCAAAAAGUUGUAUACAUCUCAGAGUCCUUUCUCAAACCCCACUCCACUCCAGAAGAAUCCAAGCUCCCAUAUUACCUCAGUCCAUGGGAUCUUGCCAUGCUCUCCAUGAAUUACAUCCAAAAGGGUCUUCUCUACGCCAAGCCUCCCGCCGCCGCCGUUGACGCCGGCCACUUCAUCGACGCUCUGUUGGGGAAACUCAAACACUCCCUCUCUGUUGCUCUUGUUCAUUUCUACCCACUCGCCGGACGACUCGCAACAAUUCAAUACGAAGAUGAAGGAUCUUGCCUCGUUUAUGUGGACUGCAACAACAGCCCCGGAGCCAAAUUCAUCCACGCCCGUCUCGACAUGUCGAUUUCUGACAUUCUUUCACCCGCCGAUGUUCCGUUAGUUGUCGAAUCUUUCUUCGACCAUGACAGAGCAGUCAACCACGACGGUCAUUCCAGGCCGUUGCUGUCAGUUCAGGUGACGGAAUUACUGGACGGCGUCUUCAUUGGGUGUUCCAUAAACCACUGCAUAGUCGACGGAACUUCUUUUUGGCAUUUCUUCAACAUGUGGUCCGAAAUUUUCCAAGCAGAGGAUGGCGAUAAGAUUUCAAUUUCACGCCCGCCGAUACUCCAGCGCUGGUUCCCGGAGGGCCAUGGCCCAAUCCUCAAACUUCCAUUCACCCACCAGGAUAAGUUUAUUACCAGAUUCGAAGCCCCCCAACUGAGCAAAAGAAUGUUCCACUUCUCGCCGGAAUCCGUGGGCACACUCAAAGCCAGAGCAAACGCAGAGUACAAAACCAACAAAAUCUCCUCCUUCCAGUCCGUAUCCGCACUCAUGUGGAGAAGCAUAACACGAGUCCGCGGCCUUCCACUGGACCAGACCAUCGGCUGCAUAUUUGCAAUUAACAGCCGAUCAAGACUACACCCACCCAUACCCGAAAAUUACUUCGGGAAUUCGUUUGAAGCUGGAAAAGGAGUUGCGACGGUGAAGGAGCUGCUGGAGAACAAUCUUGGGUGGGCAGCGUGGAGACUGCACGAGGCUGUGGUGAAUCACACGGACGAUGUGGUGAGAGAUCUUGUAAACAAAUGGCUGGAAUGUCCCUCCAUAUACCAAAUAGAGCAAUUGUUCGAUCCAUUGAGCGUAAUGAUUGGAAGCUCGCCCAAAUUCAACAAGUAUGGAAACGUGUUUGGAAUGGGGAGGGCGUUGGGUCUUCGAAGUGGGUAUGCGCACAAGUUCGACGGGGCAAUAUCUUGUUACCCAGGAUCUGAAGGAGGAGGAAGCAUGGAUCUGGAGUUGUGUCUUCCACUCGAUAUCAUGACUGCUCUGGAGGCUGAUGAGGAAUUGUCCAUGAGUGCUACCACUUCAUACACUCCCCUGCAUUAGUUGUUAUUGUUUUCCUGAUAACACCAAACUGAAAAUUCUUACAACUUUCACAUUUUCAAAUAAAGACUCCCUUUUCAAUAUUUUGGAAUCAUCAAGUACUGCGGAAGGUAACAUUUUCUCUCGUCGGAUGUUUUUGUAGUCUGUGUGAAUGGUUUUUUAAUGCUAGGCUGUAUGAGGAUAUGCGACCAUAUACAGAUGACAAUAAAAAUUGGAUGAUUAAACUAC